Molecule: messenger RNA, 1662 nt
Organism: Tuber aestivum (summer truffle)
Lineage: Eukaryota; Fungi; Ascomycota; Pezizomycetes; Pezizales; Tuberaceae
Source: the annotation of a GenBank genome assembly
AUAGCAUCGAUCGCCAGACCCCGCCGUCACCAACAACUCUAUCAUUAAUUGAUACGGUAUUGCCGUUCCUCUUCAGCCUUCAAGAAACACCCCCUUUGUAUCACAAGCACCCUUUAGGCGGACCUUUGUUCUUGUCAUCCCUUGUCCGCGAAUACCACCGCCUUCUCCUCGACAGCAUCGGGCGUAGAUACGACAUCGGCGCCAAAAUGCAGCGCUCAAUCUACCCAGCGAAGACCCCCCCGCUCCACCAUCCGGUCCCUCAAAAGCCCGUGACGGUUCCGGUCAUGCACUCACCACCACCGCCGCCCUCGUCGUCGAACUCUUACUACUCAUCCCCCUACGACGCUCCUACAAGCUACUCCAACGGUGCAAGCCUCCACCCAAACUCCGCAGCGUACCCUUCAUGGGGCGGCGGCGGCGGGCCUAGCGGCUUCCUGGCGGACCCAACAGCACAGAUGGGCCUGUCGGUUGCGAAGGCCGCAAUGUCGGGUGGAACGGACUAUGCCGAGAAAAACGUAACCUCGCCCAGCUCCCUCCAUCCAACUCCUUAGCGGCAAGAAAGGGAAGGGAAAGGAACAAGAAGGAGACUGACAUGGAUGCCAGAUCAACCGCUACUUAUCCGCGCUGCGGCCAUACUUUGCCGUAACGAAUACAUACGUUUUGCAGAAGCUGCGGUUGCUGCUGUUCCCGUACCGGCAUACUCCGUGGUUCCGCGUCUCUUCCACCCGGUCAUCCACCACUCCCGGUGGCCCGCUGGAGUACUACUACCUGCCCCCGCGCGAGGACAUCAACUCUCCGGAUCUAUACAUCCCUGUCAUGUCCAUUGUCACAUAUAUCCUCCUAAACUCCUUUAUCUCGGGGAUUUCGGGGAAUUUUCACCCCAAGCAGCUCGCCCAGACGGCUUCUACCAGCUUUGUCAUCAUGUUGUUCGAGAUCGCAAUCAUGAAGCUGGGGGUCUACUUGCUGAGCAUUAGUAAUGGGAAUGGAGAAGGCCAGCUGCUGGAUCUAUUGGGGUACUCGGGGUAUAAAUUCUUUGGCGCCAUUAUGACGAUCCUGAUCGGAGAGGUGCUGGGGCAGAGUGGGUUUCUUGGCUGGUCCGUGUUUCUGUACUUUUUCGCGGGGAACGCUUUCUUUUUGGUAUGGAACACGCUCAUGCCCCAAUCUACCUAAGUCAAUGCCACUAAUAAUCUCGCAGCUCCGAAGCUUGAAACACGUCCUCCUCCCAUCAGAAAAUAAUCCACAGGAAGGCAGGGGAGUAUACACCUCCUCCUCUACCGUCCCUAGAAUCCAAAGAAAAAAGAGAAGGACAUGGUUCUUAUUCUUCUACAGUUACGUCGUGCAAUUCCUCUCCGCUCUCAUCUUAACCUCAGGUGUUGGGAAAGGGGCAUAAAAUAAAACAAAAACAAAAACAUUUCCACUCUCUAUAUAACGGUUUCACGAAAUUGGAAGGGGGUCGGUCGGUGUGUGUGUGGGCGGGUGGGUGUUGAGGGGGAUAAUAUACUGCAUUGCGUUUUUGGUGUUACUUGUUCGGUUCAAUUCGGUCUUGGUUUCACCAAAGAAUAAUUCUAGUCAUUGUCUUGUCCGUCCUUCUUCUUAUCCUGUCACCGUAGCUCAUCCUCCCUUCUCUCCACUUUGUACUCGAGUACAUGACAUAAACACCCU